This is a messenger RNA of Plenodomus lingam JN3, 981 nucleotides long. The record is from RefSeq and is a predicted model, not a curated record. Lineage: Eukaryota; Fungi; Ascomycota; Dothideomycetes; Pleosporales; Leptosphaeriaceae.
AUGUCCCGCAUAUGCUCCUCCAUACACGGUUACCGCGCAACAUUAGCACAACGCACACGAUCGCAUCCCGCAUUCAGAUCUUUCCGCACCUCUACCCGCCCACAACAUAUUCUCCCACAGCCCCUCCACUCCGGCUUCCGAUGGUCCUACCUCUGGUACGCCAGCAUCCUCGCCCUGGGCAUCUCUACCGGCCUCGGCGCACGCUAUUUCGCAGGUCCGCUCGGCCUCCCCCUGCCCGGCUCUCGCGAAGAUGAAAUUAUCCUCGACUCCCUCAGCACAGACAUAGAUAAUCUCGAAAUCGUACAAUCGCUACGCAGCCAGUCGUACAAUCUCAGCUCCGACACCUCACUGCGAUCAGGUCCUGGCCUGGGUAGUGAUAGUGGUAGUAGUGCUAGAGGCGGUGGCAGCAGAAAAAUAUCCGCGUACAAGGAUUGGCUGGAACUGGAUAUGGACUUGAGCAACGACAAGGAGGGCACAAAUGGAAUCUUGGGCGUUAUGAGUGGUACGCGGGGGCUCGGCGUCCAAAGGGCGUUUUGGAAUGCAAAUGCGCAGGAGAUGGUGGCUGUGGUUUGGAUUGGCGGGGGAUUGUCUGGCUGGCCAGGCGUCGUGCACGGAGGAGCGAUAGCUACGAUUUUCGAAGAAGUCAUGGCGAGGAUGGUCAAGGGACCUGAAGGACAUGUGGUAGAAGCUAGCCACCGCCCCAAUACCCUUGCUAUGGCCUACGCCAAACCAACUUACAGCCUCGACUUUUACAUUCUUCGCGCAUCCUUUCAAGAAUCAGAGAAUCCGGAUGCUGAGACACCGCUCCCAGACCCGGAAGCCGAACCCACCAGGAGCCGGCUCAGCUGGCUCAGCCCGAGCAAAGACUUGACCAAGAAGAAUAGUUCCGGAGAGCAGCCUGCUCGUGUCAUUGUGGGCACGCUGGAGAAUGUCAGGGGCGAUUUCUCUGCAGACGGCGAAAACGGGCAUCACAUGGACUGA